Messenger RNA from Callorhinchus milii (elephant shark), 1778 nucleotides. RefSeq names its product gap junction beta-3 protein. NCBI's taxonomy places the organism in Eukaryota, Metazoa, Chordata, Chondrichthyes, Chimaeriformes, Callorhinchidae. The transcript is spliced from 3 exons. The coding region runs from base 224 to 1012 and encodes 262 amino acids. Gene Ontology annotation, biological process: cell communication. Gene Ontology annotation, cellular component: connexin complex. The record is from RefSeq and is a predicted model, not a curated record.
AUAAAGAGCAAAUCACACUGCCUGAACUAGCUACCGUGAUUUUUUGGGACGAGGACAGAAGUGACUUCCCUGGCCGGGCACAGUCACCUGCCUCCUGUUCAUUCACACAAGACUUUGGAUGUCAAAGUUUGAAAACAGCGGGAGCAAAGAAGGCUUUGGAAAGCAAGUGAUCUGCAGAUUCGAGUCAAGUUUUUCUGGUUAAAAGUUAAGGACUGGAGACAUCAUGGACUGGAAAACACUGCAAGGCGUCCUCAGUGGCGUGAACAGAUAUUCGACAGGAUUCGGACGGAUCUGGCUGUCCGUAGUCUUCAUCUUCAGGGUGCUGGUGUACGUGGUGGCAGCGGAGAAGGUGUGGGGAGAUGACCAGAAAGACUUUGACUGUAACACGAAGCAGCCCGGGUGCACUAACGUCUGUUAUGACCAUUACUUCCCCAUCUCUCACAUUCGGCUGUGGGCCCUGCAGCUCAUCUUCAUCUCCACACCCUCCUUGCUGGUCAUCAUGCACGUGGCCUACAGGAAAGAUAAAGAGAAGAAGUACCACAGGAAACACCCCGAGAACAACACCAAGCUAUACUCAGACCCUGGCAAAAAGCACGGAGGCCUUUGGUGGACCUACGUGAUCAGUCUUGUAGCCAAAACCAUAAUUGAAGUAGCUUUCUUGUAUAUCCUGCACCGAAUCUAUGACAGUUUUGACAUGCCUCGUCUUGUCAAAUGCACAGCCAGCCCAUGCCCCAACACGGUGGAUUGUUACAUUGCCAGACCCACUGAGAAAAGGGUGUUCACCUAUUUCAUGGUGGGGGCUUCAUCUCUGUGUGUGGUGUUGAGUGUCAGUGAAAUUAUCUAUCUGAUCGCUAAAAGGUGUUUCAGGUUUUGCAUGUUGCGAUGUGGAAAGCGAAAAUCUAACCUGUCUAUGAGCGCAAAUGGUCAUAAACUCAUUCACAUGAAUUACUUGCCUUCUGCUAGGCCACAGGACUAUAUCCGUGCUUCUGCCCCAAACCUCUCUUCAAUGUAAUCUAUAUUAUUAUUAUGUAUGAGUGAUGCGGUCUGAGAUGUGUGUGACGAAGGUGAGCUACUGACAUUUACACUCAUCUUGGCUGGCGUUUACACUCACACUUCCCAGAGAGCCACAGCAACUGGGUAGGGAGCGCUGUUAAUGUGGGAUUGUCUGGGGACUUUCAGGGGAAGUUAUUGUCGCAUGGAGGAGAGUUCUUCCCUUCCUGAUGUCUGACUCUCUGCGGGACAGCUAAUGAGCAGCUUUGCAGAACUCCCGGUUGUAUUGAGGGCUUGCCUGCCUUGCGCAGGUCUUGUGAUAGUGGAGCAUGUGUGCAAGUGUGGAGGGGAACGUUCUUGGGUACAGUAACACUGCAAACAGCAAAUGUAUUUACGUGGGAAGGUUAGUUGAUAAAAAUAUCCACAGAUAAGCCAAUGUUAAAAUGUUAAAUGGAGACCUGUUGUUGAGGGAAAUUGGCUUCCUGUGUCAAGGAAUAGUUCUUCGUUUAUGUGCCAAUUCAGACGCUUGUCCUUCCUUGGAUUAUUAUUUUGGAUUUACUUUCUUUAUCUCAUCAAGAGUCAUAUUUAAGGUCCACUCUGUGACAUUUCUUUCAAAGUCAUUCCUUACAGCUCAUUUCUCUAACAUUCCUCUAACGCCUUGUGGGUGAUAACAUUGAGUUGUCUUUCAGCUUGUUUACCUAGCAAGUAAGUAGGAACCUGGAUGGUAGUCGAUUAGCAGAUCACUUUUCCGGGGGUAAUAUUUCCUUCAAAAAAAAAUAAUAAAUUGA